GCUUAUGUCAUCACGGGAAAAUUCAUUCCUCGCAGCCUGCAUUGUUGGAGUUUUUGCCUUAAGGUUGAACAACAACACAGAGUGAACAUACACAUAACGCACUGGAAAUGGCCACCACGGAGACGCCUGGAGCCACAGAUGACAAGGUGUCCCCUCUGAGUAUAAAGAUGGAUGAGCUGAUCGACGAGAUGGGGAAAACGGGAAGAUUCCAAAUACUUGUCUUCAUACUGCUCUGUUUCAACUACUGUCCACUGGUGUUUAACCACGUUAUCAUGGCGUUUUUUGGCGCUCGGAUCACCCACACCUGUCACGCCGUAGGAAAUAUUUCUGUCUAUAUUCAUAAUUCUACCAAUAAGACAGUUAUUGGUCAAGAAUCUGGGCAGUGUGACACAAAACUCUUCCUGGACGAUGGUGUUAACCUGACCUUCAGCUGUAAGCCUGGCCAAUGGACGUAUGACACCGAUGGAAGGGAGACAACUAUUGGGACGGAGUGGGACUUGGUAUGCGAUGACGACAGCCUGAGAAGCCUGGCCACGACCGUCUAUUUCUGUGGAGUGAUGCUGGGAGGUCUACUGUUCGGGUACCUGUCGGAUAGGUUUGGCCGCAGACCCAUAAUGCUGGUCACUCUGUAUGCUCCCGUGGUCAUCGGUCUUGGAAUACACUUUGUCCCAUCCUACACCUGGUUUGUUUGUCUCCGAUUUGUGGAAGGCAUCUUUCUACAGGGUCUUCAGAUAAGUACAUAUGUCCUCGUAGCUGAGAUGUUUGUCCCGGCCUAUAGACCUCUAGCUGGGGCGAUUCUAGAGUGUUUCUGGGGAGCAAGUGUCAUUGCAAUUGCGGCCAUUGCAUAUCUUGUCCGUGACUGGCGCUACAUACAGCUGGCAAUCAGCAUUCCAAGCGGUCUGGCUCUGUUUUACAUAUGCGUCAUGCCAGAAUCCCUGCGGUGGAUGAUAAUGCGUGGAAGACUGGCCGACGCGGAGAAGUGCGUCUCCAGGGUAACCACCUUCAACAGGAAGGACUUCCCCAAGGAAUCGUGGGCCUCGGUGCGUUCUUUGGCAGAAGUUAAAGGAGCGUCUUCUAAACAGCAAUACACCUUCUUAGAUCUGUUGAAGACCCCCCAGAUGAGGAAGCGAAGUAUUCUACUCUUUUACAUAUGGUUUGCCGUUGCAGUUGGUUACUAUGGAUUGACUUUCAAGAUCACAUCACUGGCUGGCAACAAGUAUCUCAAUUUCUUCAUCGGCGGCUGCGUCGAAAUGCUGGCCUACAUCAUAGGCAUAUAUGUCAUGGUGAAGAUAAAACGAAGAGUUGCGGUCAUUUCCUUCGCCCUGCUGGCUGCUGUGACGUGCAUAAUAGCUGGGGCGUUACCUUCAGGAGAGACGGAUUCUGGUGUUGACUUAACUCUCGUAUCAACUGGUUUCGCCAUUGUUGGACGAUUCGCUGUGGGUGGACUUUUCAGUUUGAUAUUUCUCUAUACGUCUGAAGUGUACCCAACAGUCAUCAGGAAUAUUGGCAUGGGGACGUGCGCAUUUUGGACCCGUGUGGGUGGAGUGAUUGCACCGCAGAUAAACAGAUUGGGCGAGCAGACAUCCGAGGCGGCCCCCAUCAUCGUUUUUGGCGUCAUGACCGUUAUAGUCGCCGUGGCUACGUUCUUCCUACCAGAGACCCAUAAGAAGAAAAUUCCAAAUACCAUCCAAGAAGUCGAGGGUUCGGACGAAAUAACCUCAUCUUCUGUCAUUGAGGAAACACAGAUGUGACAGUAGGAUGAUGUGAUUCUCGGUUUGUAUUUCAUGUUCCUGAAGUGACAUCCAUUAAAGUUUGAAUUAUAUAUUAAUUCAAAUGAAUCUUUACGUGUUCGUCGCUUUUUUGAACUAGGUGAAUUCAUGAUAACAUGACAUUUAACUUAAUCAGUGUUUCUCCUUCAUGGCUGCAAUACCUUUGAGUUGCUGUGCCGCUCGUGGUGUUGUUGUAUGUAAUCAAUAAUAAAAGACAAAUUUACCCUUCGACUAAAUGCUUGAAAGUGUCACAGCGUGACAUGUACAUCCAUAUUUAUUCAGUAAUUCAAAACGUGUAUUUUAAAUGUUUUAGGUUAGUGUCAAGUUGAAUAUAUUAAUUCAUUAGUCUUGUAUUGUACAUCCUAUGUUGUACAACAUCUGUAGUAAUUAAGGCCCUGUCGUGUCGGUUACGUGGUUAGUCCACAACCAUUCAUCUGGUUAACUUGCACCGUUUGACGCAUAUCUGUAAUGUUUAGGUUUACGUGUUGAUUUUAUACUGCUAUAUAAAAAAUGACGUUAUGUAGAUACCUCAGCCUGGAAGUCUGUAUACAGACAAACUCCGUUCUGGAUAUACCGCUUCCUGGAAUACCCCAACUCUGAGACAGAAUGUCCGUUUUCUAUCUCUUUGUGUACUGUAUAUUUGUGAUUUGUGAUUAUUAAAGAUGUUGAAACUUC
Haliotis rufescens (red abalone) is the source of this 2444-nucleotide messenger RNA. Its product is annotated as solute carrier family 22 member 6-A-like. Gene Ontology annotation, cellular component: membrane. Bases 108 to 1751 code for a protein of 547 amino acids. Lineage: Eukaryota; Metazoa; Mollusca; Gastropoda; Lepetellida; Haliotidae. Gene Ontology annotation, molecular function: transmembrane transporter activity. The record is from RefSeq and is a predicted model, not a curated record. Gene Ontology annotation, biological process: transmembrane transport. The transcript has 10 exons.